AUGGCAGCUAUGUUUAGCGACUGGGUGAUAGACUUGCCAGUUGAUAUCCAUCGUGACUUGAUUUUUAGCUUUACUGUAAUCAGAUUACUCAAGCUUGCUAAAGAAGGACAGAAAAAAAUAAAAAAUAAAGACGUCAUUAUGGGGGGACAACAAUCAGUUUUCACAGAAGAAGAACUACAAGACUACAAAGAUUUAACAUAUCUAUCGAAGAAGGAUAUCAUAAGAGCACAUAAGAGAUGGGUGGCGCUCGCUCCAGAAAUUUUAGAGAACGAUAUACGCGCGACGUUAAGCGCAGAAAAAUUGCUUAAUGACUUACCCGAACUCCGUGUGAAUCCAUUUGCGGAUCGACUUUGUAAGGUAUUUUCUUCCUCAGAAUCAAAUGAUGGAAGUUUAUGCUUCGAUGAUUUCAUCGAUAUGAUGUCCGUAUUUAGCGAAAGGGCUCCAAAGGCAUUAAAAAUUGAAUAUGCUUUCAGGGUUUAUGAUUUCAACGACGAUGACUUGAUUGAUAUAGCAGAUCUUACGGAGUUAGUUUCUAGGCUUUGCGGAGAAUCUGAGUUAAAUCAAGAAGAUAUCGAAAAUCUAAUUUCUAAGAUCUUUCAAGAAGCCGAUCUUGAUAAUGAUAGUAUGUUAACAUUUGCUGAAUUUGAACAUGUCAUUUCUAAAUCGCCAGAUUUUGAAAAACGUACUGAUAUGAUAUCUCUUGGAAUUCAAGGGAUGACUAUAACUGUCACUCGUGCUUAA
Molecule: messenger RNA, 741 nt
Organism: Trichoplax adhaerens
Lineage: Eukaryota; Metazoa; Placozoa; Uniplacotomia; Trichoplacea; Trichoplacidae
Exons: 9
Coding region: 1-741 (246 amino acids)
Molecular function (GO): calcium ion binding
Source: RefSeq, a predicted model, not a curated record